This is a messenger RNA of Neomonachus schauinslandi (Hawaiian monk seal), 565 nucleotides long. RefSeq names its product dynein axonemal light chain 1 (gene DNAL1). The coding region runs from base 110 to 565 and encodes 151 amino acids. NCBI's taxonomy places the organism in Eukaryota, Metazoa, Chordata, Mammalia, Carnivora, Phocidae. The transcript has 7 exons. The record is from RefSeq and is a predicted model, not a curated record. Gene Ontology annotation, molecular function: protein kinase binding. Gene Ontology annotation, cellular component: cytoplasm.
AGCAACAACAAUCAAAGAAGCUCUAGCCAGAUGGGAAGAGAAAACCAGUCAAAAGCCAUCCGAAGCCAAAGAGAUAAAGCUUUAUGCUCAGAUUCCCCCUAUAGAGAAGAUGGAUGCAUCCUUGUCCACACUUGCUAAUUGCGAGAAGCUUUCACUGUCUACAAACUGCAUUGAAAAAAUUGCCAACCUCAAUGGCUUAAAAAACUUGAGGAUAUUGUCUUUAGGAAGAAACAACAUAAAGAACUUAAAUGGACUGGAAGCAGUAGGGGACACAUUAGAAGAACUGUGGAUCUCCUACAAUUUUAUUGAGAAGUUGAAAGGGAUCCAUGUAAUGAAGAAAUUGAAGAUUCUCUACAUGUCUAAUAACCUAGUGAAAGACUGGGCUGAAUUUGUGAAGCUGGCAGAAUUGCCGUGCCUGGAAGACCUGGUGUUUGUAGGCAAUCCCUUGGAAGAGAAACAUUCUGCUGACGGGAACUGGAUUGAAGAGGCGACCAAGAGAGUCCCCAAACUGAAAAAGCUGGAUGGUACCCCAGUAAUUAAAGAGGAUGAGGAAGAAGAUAACUAA